GGUUGCAGUUGCUCUAUAAAGAAUGAAUGCGCUGACAAAAUCAUCACGUGACAGACAUUUAAGUAUCUAGGCGUAUAUUAUAAGAAGAUGGAGCUUGAAGGUAGAAUGGCUUAUGUAUUGAAUUCAAGUCGUAUCGCCAGUACUUGUAUAAUUCGGUUUUUGAGGAAAUGGUACCGAUUGUUAUUUCUUAUAUCUGUUGUAUUUGUGGCGAUCAUCACAUUAUACCACAUGCACACUCUACACACAGAUAUUAACCAGCAGAGAUGGUCGAAUUUGGACAAAGAACCAAAGUCAAUGUCAACAGAAGAUGAAUAUGUUUACACACAUAUCUUGAAAGAAUAUUUUUCCAGCAAAGAUCAUUUCAUCAACGAACUUCCCCGAAAGCUACCACAAAAUGAUUCAAGAACAGCAUGUGUUCAUCCCAAGUUAGAUCCUUACCAUCCUUCCUUAGCUAAAUAUUUCUAUAGCAUUCCCAAAUUGCAGUGUAGCGAAGACGAAAAUUGGGUGUACGUUGACAACGGCACGUUUUAUAUCUCGAAAAAUACUCAGGAAUUAUAUGGUGUUAUUACCUGUGACAUUUACCCAUUACUGUUCCUGGACGAUUGGCAUACCGUCGAAGGUGAAUGCAUCAAAAAUAUCAAAAAUGGAACUUUAUUACUUUCCGAUUUCUUUAGAGCGGAAUGUAACUCAAAUCAUGGACACUCAUAUACCAAUAGACACUUAGGAGUUGCUUUUAAUCCACAGAUACACAAUCGUCUUGACGAACAAAAGCAGCAACAUAAAGGCAUAGAUUUAAAUGUUUUUAUCUUUGGAUUGGAUUCCGUUUCCCGAAUGACAUCCAUAAGAAAACUACCGAAAUCUAGAGAUUAUUUUUUUAACAUUUUAAAAGGAAUAGAAUUAGAAAACUAUAAUAUCCUUGGAGACGGUACAAUUACGGCAAUUGCACCCAUAUUAACAGGUCAUUUAUUGGAAGAGCUAGGGGAGGUUAGAAAAGGUUUCAAGGGAACGACAACAUUUGACGCAAAGCCUUUUAUAUGGAAAGACUUUAAAAAAGCAGGUUAUGUUACUCUUUGGGCUGAUGACGUCCCUGGACUCGGUUGUUUUCAGUACAGGUUUACGGGAUUUCAGAGUCCACCUACAGAUCAUUACCUAAGACCUUUCUAUGUCGCAGCGGAUUAUGAAAUAGAAUUUUGGUUAACGCCGCAUUUAAGGCCAUUGUUACAUUCCUUCCUAAGUUUGUUUAUGAAGAAUCCCCCCAUGUAUCGAUCAUUAUGUUAUGGUUCAAAACCCAAACAUAUUUAUUUUAUAGAAUAUCUUAAAGAUAUGUUCAAAAUGUACGGAUCCAAAAGAAAGUUUAUGUUUGGUUUCCAUAGUGAAAUCAGUCAUGACAAUAACAAUAAUAUCGAAUAUAUGGAUGAAGAUAUUGCUGAGUUAUUCAAAUAUUUAGAAAGCAGUGGACAUUUAAAUGAAACUUUGCUAAUAUUUAUGAGUGAUCAUGGCGCCAGGUUCGAAGCCUUUCGGUCAACCGUACAAGAAGUGUGAUCUUCAACUGAUAUUAUCAAAUGAAAAGAUGGUGUUAUCUACCUUUAAUUAAAUGCACUUAUAUACGUGUUCGAUUAAUGAACAAUUAUUGACGAUUACAUUAAAGUAUAUGUUCAACUAUUCCAUUUGUUGUAAAGACAUCGAAGUUCCUUGAGGUGGUGCCAGUAUGUUUGGGGACAACUUUUAUCUUGAAGCUGAGAAAUGCCACAAUAAAGAGUAUUGUACAAUACACGAGAAGAAAGAAAUAGAAAUUUAUUGUCGUGACUGUAGAGAACUAUGUUGUUAUGUUUGUGCUGAGGUAGAUCAUAAAAAUCAUAAGAAAGCUGAUUUCAAUGCCGUCGAUAGAGAAAUAAGAGGAAUAGUUAAAAAACUGAAAUUGGAAUCAGAAAAGAAGAUCGAGCAACUAAAACAACAUUCUGACUUUUUAAAGACUAAAGUGUGUGAUAUCAACGCCUCGUGUCGGACAUCGUGUGAUAAUGUUGACAAACACAUAAAUGAUAUAUGUGACCAAGUAAAGAAGUUAGGAUGUGACAUUAAAGAUGAUAUCAUCAAAAUCAAAUACGAAGAAAAUAUUAAAAUUACCAAACUAGUAAACGAUGUUGACACGAUGAUAUCUAAAAUGAGAGAAUGGUGUGAAUAUUCUGAUCGUAUUCUACAACAUAGAUCUAUAACCACAACUGUAGAUGAAAACGAAUUAGCAAAUAUUCAGAUAAAAACAGAAUACGACAUAUCAACAUAUGUACAAGUCCCUGUUUUACGACAUUCAUUUUAUCAUAUGGUGGAGAUUGAUGUAGAUUCUUUAAAACAACAAAUUGGUGAUUUCCAAACAAUGAAUGGCCCCACUUUUAUCAGUGGCUUUAAUGUGGACCAGAUGGCAAAGACAGAUGGGUUUUACUAUAGUGAUGAUUUAAUCACACGAGGAAUGUCUUGGUGUGUAAGUGUUGCACAUCGUACAGAUCGUCAAGCAUUAGCUGUUUUCUUGGGAUUGAGAAAAGUAGAAGAUGAAACAAUUUUGGCAACGACAGCAAGUUUUAUAUUAAAACUGUUAAAUAUAAAGAAUGAUGGUAAAUGUAUAACAAUAACAGCUACGGAUGAUACAGAACUAUCACCAUACAUACCCGGUGGUACAGGAUGGGGUUGGUCUAGUGUUAUAGACUGGGACACCUUGAUUAAUCCUGAUAACGGUUACUGUGACGACAGCGGUAUAUUCACAUUACAAAUAACUGUCAACAUAGACAAUAUAGAUCGCCAUUAAUUGAAAUAAUGUAAAACUAAAUAAAACGUUUUAUUGAUGUGUGCGAUAUUAAGAUAGACCGAUUGAUUUUAAUACCAAGUCCGCGAAUCGUUUGCAUCAAAAGGGUCAUUAACAAAGCUUUCGGAAGGAUAUGGUGCGCUAAACUCUGUCAUAAGCUUGAGGCGGCAUGAGGCCGGGGUCAGGGGUCCUUAAGUACUCAAACAAUUAUCUAACUAACAGAAAACAAAGAGUUGCUGUCUCAUGACUAGGUACCUAUAGGGAUAUUUUUUAGAGUUUGUAAUAUAUUUCAUACGAGGUGAGGGGUCGGGUCAUUAACUAUGGCUGUUCCCCCGAUCGGAUUUUAUCUAAUGGAGGUAAUUACAUUUACAUUAUUAUGCGUAAUGAGUUUACUUUUAUAUUGAAGUAGUAAACUCAAGGGCGUAAUUAGAAUUUAUGUUGAAAAUCGAUGUCGUAACCAAGACUAAAGCCGCAUAGGCCUAUUCAUUAAUGGCAUAAUUGGAAUUUACUUUGAAAAUCAAUGUCGCGGUCGACACCAAUGAAAUGCAAAGUCGUUGUUGAGGCCUGGUAGAAACUGGAAUCGAAAUGGAUAUCACUUUUAUGCGCAAUGAGAGUUUACAUCGAAAUCGAAGUAGUGACCCCAGGCGUAAUUAGACUUUACAUUAAAAAUCGAUGUCGUAAUCAAGACUAAAGUCGCGUAGGCCUAUUAAAACUGGAGUUGAAAUGGAUAUGCGU
Molecule: messenger RNA, 3529 nt
Organism: Patella vulgata (common limpet)
Lineage: Eukaryota; Metazoa; Mollusca; Gastropoda; Patellidae
Exons: 3
Coding region: 88-1542 (484 amino acids)
Molecular function (GO): zinc ion binding; protein binding
Source: RefSeq, a predicted model, not a curated record